UUCGUUCCUCUUCUUCUUUUUUUCUGCUCUCACGACUUUUCAUCUUCUACUCUAAGAGUUCCCUAAUUAAUCCUUUAAUCCAGUUGCUUCUCUCUCCCCCCUCGUGCUCACUGUCGUCCACCACUCCCCCAAGUCGACAUUUUUUUCACUAUUACUCAACCCAAAAAAAAAAAAAAAGAAAAGUAAUCCGCCCUUCCCUCACAAUGCCUUCCGCUGCACCUCUCGCGACCUCCGGCGAUGGAAACCUUCGCGCAAAUGACAACAUCCGCCGCUUCGAGGCCGCCAGCAGACCGCUGACCCCCCUGGAACACAAUCUCUUUCACAACAAGACGCGAUGCUUCGUAUAUGGCAUGCAGCCCAGAGCCGUCCAGGGGAUGCUGGACUUUGACUUCAUUUGCAAGCGCACCACACCAUCCGUCGCAGGUAUCAUCUACACCUUCGGUGGACAAUUCGUCAGCAAAAUGUACUGGGGCACAAGCGAGACUUUGCUGCCGGUUUACCAGAGCGUAGGCAAGGCCAUGGCAAAACACACAGACGUUGAUGUCGUCGUCAACUUUGCUUCCUCGCGAAGUGUGUACAGCUCUACCAUGGAGCUGAUGCAAUACCCUCAGAUCAAGACCAUCGCCAUUAUCGCCGAAGGUGUCCCGGAGAGACGUGCCCGCGAGAUCAUGGUUACCGCAAAGGAGAAGGGUGUUACGAUUAUCGGUCCCGCCACCGUCGGCGGUAUUAAGCCUGGUGCUUUCAAGAUCGGUAACACCGGAGGUAUGAUGGACAACAUCGUUGCCUCCAAGCUCUACCGCAAGGGGUCUGUUGGCUACGUCUCCAAGUCCGGUGGUAUGUCCAACGAGCUGAACAACAUUGUCUCUCAAACCACCGACGGUGUCUACGAGGGUAUCGCCAUCGGUGGUGAUCGGUACCCAGGAACCACCUUCCUGGAUCACUUGCUUCGAUUCCAAGCCGACCCUCAAUGCAAGAUCCUGCUUCUCCUCGGUGAAGUUGGCGGUGUUGAGGAAUACCGUGUCAUUGAGGCUGUGAAGAAUGGCACCAUCACCAAGCCCGUCGUCGCAUGGGCUAUUGGUACUUGCGCAAGCAUGUUCAAGACCGAAGUUCAAUUCGGUCACGCAGGUGCGUCGGCAAACUCUCAAUUGGAAACUGCUGUGAUGAAGAACCAGGCCAUGAGAGAAGCCGGCAUCCAUGUCCCAGACACCUUUGAAGAGCUCCCCGAGGUCCUCAGAGCUGUCUACCAGAAGCUUGUCAAGCAAGGAAUCAUCAAACCACAGCCCGAACCUAUCCCCCCCAAGAUCCCUAUCGACUAUGCCUGGGCCCAGGAAUUGGGUCUUAUCCGUAAACCUGCCGCUUUCAUUUCUACCAUCUCCGACGACCGUGGCCAAGAGUUGCUGUACGCCGGAAUGCCAAUCUCGGAUGUCUUCAAGGAAGACAUUGGGAUCGGCGGUGUCAUGUCUCUCCUGUGGUUCCGCCGUCGCCUUCCCCCUUAUGCCAGCAAGUUCUUGGAGAUGGUUCUGAUGUUGACUGCCGAUCACGGUCCGGCUGUGUCCGGCGCCAUGAACACCAUCAUCACCACCAGAGCCGGAAAGGAUUUGAUCAGCGCCUUGGUGUCUGGUCUUCUCACCAUUGGAUCACGCUUUGGUGGGGCUUUGGACGGUGCUGCCGAGGAAUUCACAAAGGCCUUCGACAAGGGUCUCAGCCCACGUGAUUUUGUCGAUACAAUGCGCAAGGAAAACAAACUCAUUCCCGGUAUCGGCCACAAGGUGAAGUCGCGCAACAACCCCGAUCUCCGUGUCGAGCUCGUCAAGGAAUUUGUCGUCAAGCACUUCCCUAGCCACAAGUUGCUCGACUAUGCCAUUGCCGUCGAGACAGUGACUACGUCCAAGAAGGAUAACCUCAUCCUCAACGUCGACGGCUGUGUUGCCGUCUGCUUCGUCGAUCUCAUGCGCAACUGUGGAGCUUUCAGCCCAGAAGAAGCCGAGGAUUACUUGAGCAUGGGUGUGCUGAACGGUCUUUUCGUUCUUGGCCGUAGUAUCGGUUUGAUUGCCCAUUACCUCGAUCAGAAGAGACUGCGCACUGGUCUGUAUCGUCAUCCUUGGGAUGAUAUUACAUACUUGCUCCCAACUCUGCAGAAGGGAGGUGCAGAAGGCCGUGUGGAAGUUAGCAUGUAAACAGGGGGUCCCUUUUUUGACAAUUUUCUCCUUUUAACCUCCUCUUAACAAAACAAUGAAUGAUAUUAUGGGAUCCUCUUUACAGACUAGGGUAAUUACUUCUUCUUUUCUACGUGUCUCUUGAAUUCCCUUUUUAAUAUUCUUGUGUGUGAUCCUAUUAUUGUUGCGGGUUGCUUUUUUGUUGAGCACCCCAAUUUUUGAUAUGUGCAUAAUCCCGGUCUUAUUCCCAGUUCACCGCCAUGAUUACUGUGGGAAAGACCCGGCCAGAACCUUUAUGAGGAGAAAAUCACGGGAGAGUUAAUGAACAUGUUGGUAAAACGGGGA
Molecule: messenger RNA, 2501 nt
Organism: Coccidioides immitis RS
Lineage: Eukaryota; Fungi; Ascomycota; Eurotiomycetes; Onygenales; Onygenaceae
Product: ATP-citrate synthase subunit 1
Exons: 6
Coding region: 204-2177 (657 amino acids)
Biological process (GO): acetyl-CoA biosynthetic process; tricarboxylic acid cycle; fatty acid biosynthetic process
Cellular component (GO): cytosol
Molecular function (GO): ATP citrate synthase activity
Source: RefSeq, a predicted model, not a curated record